GCUUCCAGUUCCCGCGUUUCUCGCCGUGUUCUGUCUUAAUAUUAGAGGGGACUCCGUUAAGAGGAGUUCCAUCAACGCGAGUAGGAUUUCAUCUGAUCGAUCGAAAGGAGGGUGGUUUUUGAUCACCAUGGGUCAUAAGAGCAGCGAGGCCGGAAGCGACAGCGAGUACAGCGAACGGCGGCGGAGGACGAAGACCCGGAGGGACAAGAAGAAUAGCAAUAGAAUUAUCCCCGAUGGAGGAUUGCAAUUCGACGACCCUCGAAACAGGAACAGCAACAGAAUCAUUCCCGAAGAAGGAGAAGUGGAAAUGGACUACCCGCGAAACAAGAAGAACAGCGUCGAGAACAACAGUGACGACUACAGCGGCGCAAAGGCAGAGAAGGCCGCCCAAGGGAAGCAACCGGAAAAUUCAGAUGACACCGAUGCCCAAAAGCCUCCAGUGAGGACGGCGAAGUUGUUGAUGGAUCUGUGCUGUGAUGGAUGCACCAAGAGGAUCUCCAGAACUGUCACCAAAUUCGCAGGAUGCGAUCUUGUAUCCAUUGAUCAGCAGGCGAAAACACUGACAGUUAAAGGGACGACGAACAUGAUAAGUGCUCUGGCUGAUUUGCUGGAGAUGAAGUUCAACAAAUCCGUGGAGAUUACCCCUGCAGAAGGCGGCAGCGGGGAGGAGAAAGACAUGGUUGUACGCGGCGACGAUGGAGCAACCAAGGCGGCGGGGAAAGAGUUAGACGGCAACAAAUCCAACAAACCUCCAGUGACGACGGCGGAGCUGAAGAUGGCAGUGCCCUGCGUGUGCGACGGACAUCUCCUCCAGAUUCGUAAAAUCGUCGAGAAUACCAAAGGCUUUCAUUCUUGCAAAGUGUCCAGUGAUGAAAUGGGGAAGGCGGUGGUCAGCGUGACAGGGACAAUGGACGUCAUCAACGCCGUCAAGGAGAAAUUGGAGAAGGAGCUCAAGACGUCAGUGGAGUAACCCCAUCCCCACCAAUAUUGGGCGAUUUAGACCACGGUGGCUCCGAGAAUAAGAAUAAGAGGCUGUUUGGCUUACCUUUUUAUUUGUUGAGCUUAUAAGCAUUUCUACUCAGUAAAGUUUAAAAGUUUAUUAGUAUUUAAGUGGAUAAUAUAUUUAGAUAAAUAUAUUUUUAAAUUAUUAUUUAUAUAUUUAUAUUUUUAAUUUAAAAAAAUUGAUAACCUAUUAGAAUUUGACAAAAAAUCUAAAAUAUACGUUAAAAUAUAUUAAUAAAAUAUAUGUUAAAAUAUUUAUAUUUUUAUUGUAUUAAUAUAUUUAAUAUUUUUAUGAAUUAAAUUUAAAUUUAAAUGUAAAGUAUUGUAUUAAUAUAUUUUUUAAUAAAUAUAAUUUAUCAAUAUUUUAGUCUUUUUAUUAAGUUUUGAUAGUUUAUCAAUUUUUUCAAAUUAAAUAUAUAAUUAUAUAAAUGACAGUUUAAAAUAUAUUUAUCUAAAUACGUUAUCAAUUUAAUUGUUAGCAAGCUUUUAAACUUUACACAAUUUAUGAGUACAAAAGCUUAUAAGCUUGAAAAAAAAGAGUAAGGGCAAUUUUUUUUUAGGUUUUAAGUUGGGUAGUGUUUAAUUUGUUUAAAGCGUUUUAAAUUGGGUUGUAUUUAAGUUGAUAACAUGUUUAGAUAAA
Molecule: messenger RNA, 1642 nt
Organism: Diospyros lotus (date-plum)
Lineage: Eukaryota; Viridiplantae; Streptophyta; Magnoliopsida; Ericales; Ebenaceae
Product: heavy metal-associated isoprenylated plant protein 3-like
Exons: 6
Coding region: 128-970 (280 amino acids)
Molecular function (GO): metal ion binding
Source: RefSeq, a predicted model, not a curated record